ACCCCAAAUUCCCUCCCCAACUGGAAGUAGGAAGUAGGAAGUAGAGCAGAGCUUCUCUCACAGUCCCGCCAAGAACCCCCCCACCCCCACUACUCUCUGCAGGUCGCCUGCUCAAAGAUCACACUUCAUUUUCUCUCUGAGGUCUCUCUACGCUCCUGAUCUCCCGGUCAGUUGGCUCCUCUCUCCCUCUUCCUCUGUUUUACUCUCCAUUAAUUGCUGUAAUUUCGACGCAAUGAAACCCUUACCCACAGUUUAUUGCAAUGAAUGCGUCAAUUUGAUCAAAUUUGGGAGCUAAUGGGAUAAUUGGCCAGCCAUGGAUAUUGAACCUCUGAACAUCGAAAAUGAGGUUAUGGAGUUUGACAUGGGUAGUGCUGUGGAAGAUGAAACUACCACCCUCGACUUAGAACACCCUGAUGAUGACUAUGAUAGAGAUUACAAUGACGAAUUAGUUGAAGGUUCUAAUCCUUCUACGUCUCUUGGCUUUUUAACCUCAAAUGGAGAACCGGAUCUUGAACCGUAUGAAGGUAUGGAAUUCGACUCCGAACAGGCUGCGCGUAUUUUUUAUAAUUCGUAUGCCCGCCGUGUUGGCUUUAGUACCCGGGUCAGUGUGUACCAGCGGUCACGGCGUGAUGGGUCCAUCAUAUGCCGUCAAAUUGUGUGUUCCCGUGAAGGAUUUCGUCGUGAGGGAGCUGAAAAUAGGUCUAAGAGACAGCGGACGAUCACUAGAGUUGGGUGUAAGGCGCAGAUGACGGUGAAGAAGCAGAGUUCUGGGAAAUGGGCAGUGUCCAAACUUGUGAAGGAACAUAAUCACGAGCUUGUACCGCCUGAUAAGGUGCAUUGCCUCCGGUCACAUAGGCAUGUAUCAGGUCCUGCUCGAAGCCUGAUUGAUACCCUUCAAGCGGCUGGGAUGGGCCCUAGUGGGGUAAUGUCCGUGUUGAUCAAAGAAUCUGGUGGAAUUAACAAUGUUGGAUUUACUAAAGUUGAUUGCCAGAAUUAUAUGAGUAGUAGUAGGCAGAGGACUCUAGGGAGUGGGGGUCAGAUUAUUUUUGACUAUUUGAAGCGAAUGCAGGCUGAGGAUCCUCGUUUUUUUUAUGCAGUCCAGGGUGAUUUUGAUAAUUCCACAGGAAACAUUUUCUGGGCUGAUGCGAAUUCAAGAAUGAAUUAUAACUACUUCGGAGAAACAGUUACAUUUGAUACGACAUACAGAAUGAAUCGUUAUCGAGUCCCCUUUGCUCCAUUUACAGGGUGGAACCAUCAUGGACAACCUGUAUUGUUUGGAUGUGCAUUACUCCUAAACGAGUCAGAGUCCUCGUUUGUUUGGCUAUUCCAGACUUGGCUAGAGGCAAUGUCUGGUCGCCAUCCCAUCUCAAUCACAACAGACCAAGAUAGAAUCAUACGAGCAGCUGUUGUGCAAGUGUUUCCAGGAACCCGUCACCGAUUUUGUAAAUGGAAUGUGUUUAGGGAAGCUCAAGAGAAAUUAUCUGAAGUAUAUCGCUCACACCCUUCUUUUGAAGCGGAGUUCCAGAAGUGCAUCAAUUUGACAGAGACAAUCAAUGAGUUUGACUCAUGUUGGGAGUCUCUUCUUCAAAGAUAUGGUCUUGGGGAUCAUGAGUGGCUUCAGUCUAUGUACAAUGCUCGCCAACAAUGGGUACCAGUUUAUCUACGGGAUACAUUCUUUGGGGAGAUGUCCAUAACCCAAGGAAGUGAUAGCAUAAACUCUUACUUUGAUGGGUAUAUAAACGCGUCAACUAAUAUUCAGGUGCUGAUUAAGCAGUAUGAAAAAGCAAUUGCCACUCGGUAUGAAAAGGAAGUAAAGGCAGACUAUGAUACAAUUAAUACUUCACCAGUUCUAAGAACACCGUCCCCCAUGGAAAAACAAGCAGCAAAUCUUUAUACAAGGAAAAUAUUUAUGAAAUUCCAAGAAGAAUUGGUUGAGACUCUUGCUUAUCCUGCGACUAUGACUGAUGAUACUGGAUCAGAAACCAUUUAUCGGGUGGCAAAGUUUGGGGAAGACCACAAAGCGCACUCUGUUAGAUUCAGUGUUUUUGAAAAGAAAGCUAGUUGUAGCUGUCAAAUGUUUGAAUUUUCAGGUAUUAUAUGUAGACACAUAUUAGCUGUAUUUAGAGUAACGAAUGUUCUGACAUUUCCAUCUCAUUAUCUCUUGAAACGCUGGACAAGAAAUGCAAAAAGUGGGGUUUUGUUGGAUGAGCGGACUCUUGGGUUGCCAAGUGAUUCUCAAGAGUCUUCUGCUGCGCGAUAUGACAGUCUACGACAGGAAGCUAUCAAGUAUGUAGAAGAAGGGGCCAAAACUGUACAGGUUUAUAAUGUGGCGAUGGAUGCUCUUCAUGAGGCUGCGAAGAAGGUUGCUGCAGCCAAGAAACAUGGUUCUGGGGCCAUUCAAAGUGCACUGGAUAAUGGGAGUCAACAGCUUCAGUCUUGCUCCAUGGAUCAGGACAAGAAAAUUCAGGAUUUAACUGCUGAAUUGGAGAACGCAAGUCAGCAAUGUGAAGCGUACCGAGCAAAACUGUUCGCUGUUUUGAAAAACAUGGAAGAACAGAAGUUAAAGAUAUCAGUCAAGGUUCAGAAUGUGAGGCUCCAUCAAAGAAGUUAAAUUUGAGGGGCCUGGCAGCGGCAACAUUUUCAUCAUCUUCAUGAAUACUAAAAAAUAGCGACCGGAAGGGUGAGAGUAAUUGGGUGCUUACUAUCCCAUUACUGCCGAUUGUAGCAUAUGUGUUUAGUUACUGGAAGAGGUAUAAAUUUGUUCUAGUUUAGGGCAGUUGUAAACUAUGUCCACUACUACUUGAAUGUAACCAUAGAAUAGGUUGUCUGUAGUGGAUGGAGAGGUGGUGGCAAAGUGAAAUAAAACUUUGAUGAGCUUCUAUUUGAUCUAUUCCUUUUUCAUGUACAUUUGGUGCAGUUUUCACCAGUGAGGAAUUUCAGAUGGAGUUGACUAACUGAAGGAUAGGAAUGCCCAACAUUUGUUACAUUGAGAUGGGUGUAUGUUGUUCUAUGAUGUGUUUUUGUGGACCAAUAUCGAUUACCAAUUCUCCGAC
This is a messenger RNA of Corylus avellana, 3053 nucleotides long. Its product is annotated as protein FAR1-RELATED SEQUENCE 5. The record is from RefSeq and is a predicted model, not a curated record. Gene Ontology annotation, biological process: regulation of DNA-templated transcription. Gene Ontology annotation, molecular function: zinc ion binding. Lineage: Eukaryota; Viridiplantae; Streptophyta; Magnoliopsida; Fagales; Betulaceae.